UCUCGCGCAUAUUUGUCAUCCACAGUGAGGCGGCGCAGCAACCAAAGUAGAAGCAGCGUCUGGAGAGACGAGAGGGGAACCCACGGCCCUGCGGCUGAGCACAUUCGGAUCUGGGCGAAAGGAGCGUCAACUACUACAAUGACCAGAGGAAACCAACGUGAGCUUGCACGUGCGAAGAAUGCCAAAAAACAGACUGAUCAUGGGAAAGGGAAGCGAGGUGAUGAUGGGCUGUCUGCGGCUGCUCGGAAGCAAAGGGAUGCUGAGAUAAUGCAACAGAAGCAGAAGAAGUCUGGCGGGGGAGGGGAAGGGGAAGGGGACAGCAAGGAAAGCACUAAGUCCAAGUAAAGAAUGAUGUCUAGGACUCAUUCAGCUCAGUGUUUGAAAAACAUCCCAUGUUCAGCACUCUUCCUGAUAUUUAUGAGAAUGGAUCUGUCAUCUUUGUCCAGACUCAAGAAUCUAGGAUCCUACUUUCUUCCCUAUGGCAAAUGACAUUACUCGUUGGAUUUGUUAUUUUAAUCGGUAAAAUUAUGUCUGAGCAAGGUAGCGGUUGUCCCACGUUGGUGCAGCAUGCAGAGGAGCAUCAGUGGUGUAAGCAGCAGGAGAGAUGAACAAUUCUUGACACAAACAUCUGUGUAACAGUAGUGUAUUUUUGUACAAAAAUGUCCCCUGCUGGUUUCAAAUAAAGUGUAUCUUUUUAGUUCA
Notolabrus celidotus (New Zealand spotty) is the source of this 702-nucleotide messenger RNA. It is a transcript of the gene serf2, whose product is annotated as small EDRK-rich factor 2. Lineage: Eukaryota; Metazoa; Chordata; Actinopteri; Labriformes; Labridae. The record is from RefSeq and is a predicted model, not a curated record. The transcript has 3 exons. The coding region runs from base 139 to 345 and encodes 68 amino acids.